AUGCAGCCAGGAAGGCCCCCGCCCGCUAGGGCCCAGGCCGGUGGCUUUUCCCCUUUGCAGCCGCGACCGCCAUCGUCGACCUCGUCGUCAGAUCUCUCGUCGCGAUCGAGAGCGCGGAGAGCCGAGUCCACGACGAGCGAAGACUCGACCAGCCCCAUAUCAUCCCUGUUUCGAUCCAGCCGAGGCCCGCCCUCACAGCCGCAACAGCAGCAGCAGCAGCAGCAACGACCCCCGACACCGCAGAGUUCGACCCCGAUAUACGCGAGCUUCACCUCCCAAGGCCCCAGCUCGAGCACCACGAGCCUCCAUAGCAACUUCUCGCGCCCCAGCGUCCUGUCGCCCACGGCCGCCGCCGCCGCCGCUGCCCGGUCCGUCGCCGCCGCCGCCGCCAGCCAUGACCUGUCGAGAGGCACGUCGCCCCUGACCCUCCCGCCCGCCGUCGGCAGCAGCAGCAACAGCGGCGCAAAUACUCCCGCGGCGAGCACCGGAAGGCUGUCCUCGUACCAGCUGGCCUCCCGGAAGCACGCGCACACCGCGCCGGGCAUGUUCGAGGCCACCCUGCCCUCCACCUCGACCAACAACCUCCCCCACAUCGUCAACAACAUGGCGUCGCCGCAGCCGGCUCCGGCCCACCGCGAGCUCAGCGCGAGCCACAUCGCCGCGCAGGCCGCCGUGUUGCAGCACCAGCAGCAACAGCAACAGCCCCAGAGCCAACAACAACCACAGUUUCAAAUUCCGCAACAACAACAGCAGCAGCAGCAAUAUGUGCAGCAGCAACACAACCGCCAAAGGUCGCAGACGGUGCCGGCCCUCUUCGGCGAAGACCAUGCAUACCAGCUCCCUAACCCCAAGCGCGGCAGCGGAGGCCCCCUGAGCCCUCCGAUGCUGAGCCUUACCGAGGCCAGCGCCCCGCAAGAGAACAUGUUCGGCAGCAGCUACCACAGCGGCACGCCGCAGACGCAGAAGCAGACGCACUCGCCCGCCGCCCAGGCCGCCGCAAACGUCGUGUUCCCUCGCGUCACACAACACUCGUCUACCCCGGCCCAGGCCCCUCAACCUGCGCCCCAACCUCCGCCGCCCGCUCCGCCGCUGCCGCCAAAGUCCAAGGUCAAGCUGUUCUCGAGGCCCGGCAAGAUAUACACCAAAUCCGAAACCAAGGAGAAGCCCCAGCCCAGCCCCUCGAAGAUAGGGUCGGCGUUGUCGUCGCUGCAACGGGGCAACUUCAGCACCACCAGUCUCGACUCGACGGCUAAUUCCUUCUACAGCCUCGCGAACUCGUCCUCGGCCACGAUCAGGGCUGCCGACGCGCAGCCCGAGGGUGGCGAGAAGGACAAGGAGAAGAAGCACCACUUCCUGUCACGGCAGAAGAAUAAGCUGAAGGACAAGUCGGAGGAGUACCACCUGCCCCUCUCUUCGGCCCGCAGCAAUUCACGGCCGACGGACCCAAGCGCCCCGAGCAGCCUCUACAGCUUCAACGUCCCCGCCAGCCCCGGCCCGAGCUCGACGACGUUCAAGAGCAUGAGCGGCCUAGACCUGAGACACGGCGGGCGGGCGCUACGGGAGAAACGCAAGGAGGAGCAGAACGCCGAGUCAAGCCUCUCCCUACCGGCAGCCGAGUGGGCUGGCCCGGGCAGCCUGGGGCCAGCGGGGCAGUCAAGCCUGUACCUCCACGACUCGGUCGACUCGGGCAAGCUCGGCCUCAACAGCAUCGGUAUGGACGACGCCUGGCCGUACCUGAGGGCCAAGCUGCUCGUCAUCUUCGAGGGCGAGGACCUGCGCCCGCCUAUCGAGGACCUCAACCGCGUCGUCACCAUGCACAUCCAGUACACCAUCGCGAAGCGGCUGCCCAACCUCAUCGUCGAAGACGUGCGCGACCUGCUAGCUACGGGCUUUAGCUCCCUGGACCAGGCCCUCAGGGUAACGGCCGAGGAGACACUCGUGCCGGCCCUGGUGGAGCUCUGGAUCUUCACAUUCACCACGGUCCUGCCCUACAUGCAGGCCGUCUUCCUGCCUCUGGACCUGGAGCUCGCGGGGGCCGGUUCGCUCAUGAGCGCCGAGCAGGCCCGCGACUUUUGGGGAGGCGUCCUGGCAAGGCCGCAGGGGGAGCUCGGCGCCUCGGAGAAGAGCCCGGUCACGGUCUCGCCCGCGUCGACGGUCCUGGACAUCCGGCGCAUGGUGCUCACGUCGUUCCGCGACCGCGUCAUCCUGCCGCGCUAUGACACGCUCAAGGCCAUGUUCUCGCGCCUCUCGCUCGAGUUCCUGCCGCAGUCGCUCGCCUCCAUGGCGCUGGCGUCGCCCAUGCCGAUCCCCAGGUCGGACUCGACGGGCGGCGGCGGGUUCGGCAGCGGGUUCGGCGGCGGGUUCGGCGGCGGAUUCGGCGGCAGCAGCAGCAGCCAGACGGCGCACUUCUCGACGUCGCCGUCGGCCGAGUCGACGGGCUCCUUCUCGCUCAACAGCGUGUCCCAGUCGUCGUACCUGCCCCGCCCCGGCACCGCCAUGUCGCUCGACCCGGCCAUGGCCAGCUAUAACAGCACCGGCUCGACCCUGCUCGGCGACGUCGGGUCCGCCACGAUCGGCGGGGGCGGCCCAGGGGUCGGCGUCGGCGCCGGCAUGGGCAGCAGCGGCAACCGCAGCCGCGGCAUUAGCAACGCCUCGCACGGCAGCGACGGCGCCGGCGGCAGCCUCCUGCGCCCCUUCACCCCGAGCAGCCUGCAGAUGCGGUCGGGCGGCGUCGGCGGCUUCGGCGCCGGCGGCCCGGGCGCCAGCGGCCUGGCGGCCAGCCUGGGCAGCCUGCGCGAGCAGAACGCCGAAGACAGCAAGCAGGUGACCGAGAUGGUCGGCCGCAUGCUGCAGUGCAUGAGCGUGCUCUCGGGCAUCGGCCCCGUCUGGGCCGCCGACGCCGCCGGCGACGACGGCGGCGGCGACGAGCGCACGUCGGAGCUCUGCCGCCUGCUCAAGCUCAACUGGCUCGGCCGCGGCCGCACCGGCAGGAACAGGCGCGGUAUGGUCGGCGGCCGCGCGCGCCGCGGCGGCGACUUUUUGGGCGGCUUUGGCGGCGUGGGCGGCGCCGGUAGCAGUGUUGCCUUUAGCUCCACCGGCACCGUCAGGGAGGAGGUCAGCGUGCCUUAGAAAGGCCGCGCUGACCCGGUCCCUGCACAGCCGUCGUGGUCGAGCUGUGCUGUGAGCUGAAAGUGGGGGGAGCAUGGUUUUUUACUAUUUGGCUUUGUCGGGGGUUCUUCUUUCUUUUACUCGGGCUGCUUAUGACUUCAUUCUCGUUUGGGAAUCUCGGACAGGGAUUCGGCUGGCGUUACUCGGGCGCAUUCAAUACAGGAAGGACUACUACUCUUGUUUCCGCACUUGGUUUCUUUACCUUGGCGACGAGCUGGCGGCAUGAUCUUACGGGUCUUUGCCCGGUGGCGAAUGUGGUGGUAACAUAGGGCUAGAUAUAUCAACAGCGGCAGAUUUACAGAUCCUGCAAGAGACAAGUGACAAUCCCCUACAUCCAGUCGCAGUGAGAAGAGGAAAUUGAG
This is a messenger RNA of Gaeumannomyces tritici R3-111a-1, 3530 nucleotides long. RefSeq lists its product as hypothetical. The transcript has a single exon. Gene Ontology annotation, biological process: TORC2 signaling. NCBI's taxonomy places the organism in Eukaryota, Fungi, Ascomycota, Sordariomycetes, Magnaporthales, Magnaporthaceae. The record is from RefSeq and is a predicted model, not a curated record. Bases 1 to 3129 code for a protein of 1042 amino acids. Gene Ontology annotation, cellular component: TORC2 complex.